UUUUUAAUGAUUAAAAAUUAAUUAAUAAUUUGUUAAAAUGUAAUAUAAAUUAAUUCUUUAUUUCAGAAUAAUGAAGAUCCUACUGAGACGACGCUUCCUCCGGAUAUGGAACUCAUGGAAGUAUCUACCAACAAUAGAAGCUCAUUGAAUAUGUUAGAAAAUAUUACAAAUAAAAUUUGGAGAAUCUUGCCUGUGAUCAAUAUACCUCAAAGUUGGGUCCUUACAUAUUGUAUGAAACAUACUGAGAUUACUGAAGAUGUUGAAAAAGCAACUAUGCAAUGCCAAUAUGAUGGUACUGAUUGGGAUUGCACAUUUAUCGAAUUGGGUGGAGGACGAGAUGAUUAUAAUAUGGGAAAAAUUGUCUCUUUAUUUCAAACUCUUUCGAAUCGCGGAUUAAGAUUAAAAAUGCUUCAUGCAGCCGAAAUUUGUGGUAAAUUAUGGCAAAAGUAUAAACAAUUUCAAGACAAUAGAUUAAUUCAAAUGCGAUUGAAUAUUGAUGUAAGUCGAUUAAUAACUUGAAUAUAAUUUUUUUUAAAAAUAUACAAUUUUCUAAUGUUUCUUUUUAUCAAAGAUAAAAAAUAGAGAAAAAAGAUCAAAAAAAAAUUCGAA
This is a messenger RNA of Apis dorsata (giant honeybee), 609 nucleotides long. RefSeq lists its product as uncharacterized. The record is from RefSeq and is a predicted model, not a curated record. Lineage: Eukaryota; Metazoa; Arthropoda; Insecta; Hymenoptera; Apidae. The transcript is spliced from 2 exons. The coding region runs from base 106 to 519 and encodes 137 amino acids.